Messenger RNA from Trichechus manatus latirostris (Florida manatee), 1928 nucleotides. It is a transcript of the gene UBE2R2, whose product is annotated as ubiquitin conjugating enzyme E2 R2. The record is from RefSeq and is a predicted model, not a curated record. The transcript is spliced from 5 exons. The coding region runs from base 409 to 1125 and encodes 238 amino acids. Lineage: Eukaryota; Metazoa; Chordata; Mammalia; Sirenia; Trichechidae. Gene Ontology annotation, biological process: protein polyubiquitination; ubiquitin-dependent protein catabolic process. Gene Ontology annotation, molecular function: ubiquitin conjugating enzyme activity.
GAGGAGAACGACAGAGCGAGAGAGCGCGGCGCUCCCGGGCCGGCUCGGCCCCCUCCGCUCACCAUCGCUGGCCCUUCGCCGCCUUCCUCCGCCUCCACCUCCUCUCCCCCCCCCCAAGUUGAGGCCCCCUCCGGGGGGGGGAGGCCCAGGACCCGGGGCGAAUUCCCCCUAACUCCCUCAACCCCUUCCUCUGCCCGGCCCAAGUGUGAAGAGAAGGGCCCGGCCCGGCCCGCGUCGUGUGUGAGGAAGACCCGGAGCGGCCCACGGGCCGUCUGGGGCCUGGUCCGGCCCGCCCGGUGGGUGAAGACCGGGGCCCGGUGCGGCCCGGCCCCAGCGCGAGCGGAGGGGAGGGGCCUGGUUGGCCCGGCCGGUGCGUGAGGACUGGGUCCCGGCGCCGCCGCCGCCGCGAUGGCCCAGCAGCAGAUGACCAGCUCGCAGAAGGCCCUGAUGCUCGAGCUGAAAUCCCUGCAGGAGGAACCGGUGGAGGGCUUCCGGAUCACCCUGGUUGAUGAGUCCGACCUCUACAACUGGGAGGUGGCCAUCUUCGGACCCCCUAACACUCUCUACGAAGGCGGCUACUUCAAGGCGCAUAUUAAAUUUCCUAUUGACUACCCAUAUUCACCACCUACCUUCAGAUUCUUGACCAAAAUGUGGCACCCCAACAUUUAUGAGAAUGGAGAUGUAUGCAUUUCGAUUCUUCAUCCGCCUGUAGAUGACCCACAGAGUGGAGAACUGCCCUCUGAAAGGUGGAAUCCUACUCAGAAUGUCAGGACUAUCCUGUUAAGUGUAAUCUCACUGCUUAAUGAGCCCAACACCUUCUCCCCAGCCAAUGUGGAUGCUUCAGUUAUGUUCAGGAAAUGGAGGGACAGUAAAGGAAAAGACAAAGAGUAUGCUGAAAUCAUUAGGAAACAGGUUUCAGCCACUAAGGCUGAAGCAGAAAAGGAUGGAGUGAAGGUCCCCACAACCCUGGCGGAAUACUGCAUCAAAACUAAAGUGCCUUCCAAUGACAACAGCUCAGAUUUGCUUUAUGACGACUUGUAUGACGACGACAUUGAUGAUGAAGAUGAGGAAGAGGAAGAUGCCGACUGUUAUGAUGAUGAUGAUUCUGGGAAUGAGGAGUCGUGACGUGCUCCUUUGAUGCCCCUGUACUGCCCUGCCGUCUCAGGCCAAAGGGAGGGGAGCAAGUGGGGACCUAGCAGUGGCCCCUCAGCAAAAACCUAUUCACAGGGGGUGGGGAAAACAAACACGGCUCCUACUGACUCCCCUUAUGGAUCUCAGUUUGCUCCUUUUUAUGGACCUCUUAAUGGAGAGAAAGUAACCCUCCACAGAAUGUCUGAAUUCUUGCAUUCUUUACCCUUCCAUCACUGUAUUGAUUCUUUUUUAAAAAAAAAACAAAAACAAAAACAAAAAAAAAAACAACCCAAACUCCCGCCUCACUUCGUCUCUACAAAGUGUUCACAACAAAACACGUUUGGCCUGUUUUCAGAUUCUUGAAGAAAUUAAAUAGUCUUUCAUCAAGACAUUUAAUGUAUUUAAAGCUGGGAACCCAUUGGGAGUUCACAAGUGCUGCAUAUAUACUGGGUAGCAAAAGAAGAUGAAAACACACACACACACACACAACCCCACAAAACAAACUUAAAAAAAAGCAGAUUUGCCAAGGUUUAGCUUCUCAUUUACAUUAGUGUGUAUGCAUUUGUUCAACUCCGGUAGCGAAUUUUCUUUUUCCUUCAUAAGGCUGGGGUACAGUGGGUGCCAGGGACUUUGUGCUAAGCCUGAUAAAGUGUGUUCCUGAGGGCCCAGGGCUUCUUCAGCCUCCGUGAAAUCAUCCUCACAUGGAGGCCUCAGCUACUCUUAGAAAAAUCAGAAUUUGUUUUUUGAAAUCAAUUGGGAUCUAAAGCCUAAAAUAAAUAUUCAUACUUUACAUAGAA